Molecule: messenger RNA, 2882 nt
Organism: Sclerotinia trifoliorum
Lineage: Eukaryota; Fungi; Ascomycota; Leotiomycetes; Helotiales; Sclerotiniaceae
Source: the annotation of a GenBank genome assembly
GAAAAUAAUAUCUGCGAAAUUUUAAGAUUCCGUUAGUCAAUGGACAGAUACCUGCUAUAGAACCUAACGAUAUAAUACCGGUGAUUGUGGCGCAUUAUCCAUUUACCCUGCGCCGUGCCGCCUUAGGAUACGAACGAAUUCAGUGGUACGAGGAAUUUCCUGCGAGAUUGAAUUAGGAGGGGUUUCCGUGUUAGAUCAAAGUUACAGCGACAAAGUCACAUAUACAUAGAAGAAUUGAGGCUUGCUCAUCAUGAGUUCGGGCGGGGGAGAUGCGAAGCUCUUUGCAAGGGUAUGUCCUUUGUUUUUCACUCUCACACAAUUUCAGUAACUUCUACAUCUCAUUUGCGCCUCAUUCGAUAUGCUUGGCCGGGCUGUUGCAUAUUGUAGCACCUCAGAUGCUUUGGAUCUCAUGGUUUGGAUAAGCUUCAGAUUUGAUUUGUUUCGAACUUCACAAUGAAGGCGCAUCCUGCUAUCAUGUUUCUACCUCACUAUAUUCCACCAUCUGGAUUUGUUGGCUCACUUUAUAAUCGUUCACCACAGGGCAAAGUCGCGGAACUUAGAUUGGAAUUGAAUAGUGGUGGGAAGAAGGACAAGAACCAUGCCGCGAAGAAGAUUGCUCUGAAGAAGAUCGUGGCCAACAUGACCAUGAGCAAUAAUGACAUGGUCGCUCUGUUUCCGGAUAUUGUUGGCUGUAUGCAAAUACCAAGCUUGGAGAUUAAGAAAAUGUGGGUGGACUAUCUAUAGCGACGAUCGCGCAGAUUGAUAACUGAUGCGAUCAUAGGUGCUUCUUGUUUUUGGUUAACUAUGCUCGUAUGAAACCGGAGGUGGCUGUUAAGGCAUUGCCUACUUUGCAAGAGGCAAGCUUUCUAUCUCGUACCGUAUUGCUUAAGCUAACAUUUGUCAAAUAGGAUAUGAACGACUCCAAUCCCCUUGUGAGAGCUCUUGCCUUGCGAACGAUGUCAUAUAUCCAUGUCCGAGAUUUCGUCGAGGCCACAGUACCACCCACAAAGCAACUUCUUCGAGAUGCAGACCCUUAUGUUCGCAAGACGGCCGCUUUCUGUGUCGCAAAACUAUACGAUCAUGACAGGCAUUUGGUUGAAGGCUCUGAUCUAAUCGAUAGGCUGAAUUCGAUGUUGAGGGAUGAUAACCCAACGGUGGUGGCUAGUGCGUUAGCAAGUUUAAUGGAUAUAUGGGAGAGAAGUGAUGCGAUCAAGCUCACCAUUGACUAUGGAAACGCUUCAAAGAUGGUUCAGAUUCUCCCGGACUGUUCCGAGUAAGUAUCUUCCUUCUAAUCUCGAUCCGUUUGACCUAACAAUAAUAGAUGGGGCCAAACAUAUAUUUUGGAAGCGUUAAUGUCAUAUGUUCCACAAGAAUCCUCCGAGGCUUUGUUGUUAGCGGAGCGCAUAUCUCCACGUUUAUCACAUUCAAAUUCUGCAGUCGUCCUUACGUGCAUAAGGGUAGUUCUGUACCUAAUGAACUAUAUUAAUGAUCAAAAGCAAAUUUCGGCAUUAUGUCGGAAGCUUUCGCCUCCUUUAGUUACUCUGUUGGCGAAGGGUCCGGAGGUUCAAUAUCUCGCAUUACGAAAUGCAUUGUUAAUAUUGCAAAGGAGGCCAGAAGUCCUACGAAACGAUAUUCGAGUAUUUUUCUGCAAAUAUAAUGACCCUAUCUAUGUCAAAGUUACCAAACUGGAAUUGAUCUUCAUGUUGGCAAAUGAAAAGAACAUUCAAGAGGUUCUUACCGAAUUAAGAGAGUACGCCACAGAAAUUGACGUUCACUUUGUCCGCAAAUCAGUACGAGCAAUCGGAAAGCUUGCUAUCAAAAUCGAGCCUGCGGCUAAACAGUGUAUUAAUACAUUGCUGGAGCUAGUGGCCACAAAAGUUACCUACAUUGUACAAGAAGCAACGGUGGUAAUUCGGAACAUUUUCAGAAAGUACCCUAAUCAAUACGAGUCUAUAAUUGGUACAUUGUGCGAGAAUUUGGAUUCUCUAGAUGAGCCUGAAGCUAAGGCUGCCAUGAUUUGGGUCAUUGGACAAUAUGCAUCUCGGAUAGAGAACUCUGAUGUUUUACUUGAAGAUUUCUUAUACUCCUUUGCGGAUGAGCCAGUGGAAGUUCAACUUGCUCUUCUCACUGCAACCGUUAAGUUGUUUAUUCAAAGGCCGACAAAAGGACAAGAACUCGUUCCUAAAGUGUUAAAAUGGGCCACAGAAGACACAGAUAACCCAGAUUUGCGAGACAGAGGCUACAUGUACUGGCGUCUGCUCUCCUCGGAUAUGGCAACAGCGAAAGCCAUUGUUAUGGGCGAGAAGCCGCCUAUUACUGCUGAAUCGGAGAAACUCGAUCCUGCCACCCUUGAAGAGAUGUGCCUUAACGUUGGUACUCUAGCUACUGUUUAUCUUAAACCUGUCCAACAGGUAUUUCGAUCCGCUCGCCCACGUCGUCUCACAGACUCUCCCGCUUUACAAAAACAGCAUCUUCCGAAUUGGGACAUGGAUUCACAAAAAUCACUGUCUGCAUUCGGAAACUCUCAACCUAUAGUAAAGCCCAACGGACAAGGCGAUCUAGCUGCAGCAGUUGAUGCAGCGGAUGCCUUUUUCGCCGGAGUUGGUCAACAAAUGGCAAGCAUGAAUUUGAAUGGGCAGGAUGAAGGAUUCGGUGGUAGUCCUAGCGUCGGCCGAAGUGAAAUGCAAUAUGUGGUUAACCAAAAUGCACCAGAGCAGGUUUAUCAACCAGCAGUGGGACAGGGUUCUAAUGGCGAUUUACUUAUGUUUAAUUGAAAGUUUUUAGCGAGAUAUUUCUCCUAUUAUAUUCGGGCAGGGGUUUUACGGCUAAAGAUAUUUGUAGUUGAUAUACUAAAUGCAUGGAAAUUUCUUCUUCAAUUGUUG